Electrophorus electricus (electric eel) is the source of this 2775-nucleotide messenger RNA. The record is from RefSeq and is a predicted model, not a curated record. NCBI's taxonomy places the organism in Eukaryota, Metazoa, Chordata, Actinopteri, Gymnotiformes, Gymnotidae.
UACUGGGCAGUCAGUGUUUCAUACUGUAGCUCGGGGCCGGGCAGCUGCACACUUCACCAUUGCCGGCCUUUCGUCUGGGACGAGCCCUGCUCAGCCUGAUCUAGCUUGACCACAGGGAGCGUGUGUAAGUGUCAGGGACACACUGCCAACAUGCCUAAGGUUGCAGCGGCGGGACAGCAUGCGAAAACGGAUGCUCACAUGCGGGCAUUCGCUGAAAAGGUGUUUGCCUCUGAGACCAAGGAUGAAGAUGUCCGUGAGGAGAUCUCCAUGUUUGAUGUGGCUGACUGCCCUAUUCUUCACCAGGAGCUAGCACAUCACAUAGCCACUGCUGAUGAUACAGAGCGACGCAAGAAGCAUAUUAUGCAUUCCCAAGAGGUUCUUGUUCCUCUGCUGGAAGAGAAGCCAACGUAUUUGGAGGUGCCUCACUUCCAGAGGGUGGCCAUCACAGGAGAUUAUGCAGCUGGGGUGACCAUGGAUGACUUUGAGCUUGCCUGCAAGGGUCUGUACCGUGCAUUGGCCAUAAGAGAGAAGUACAUGAGGCUGGCCUUCCAGAGGUUCCCCAACACUGCGUCUGAGUUCCUACGCAACAUUGAGGGAGAGAAGUGGAAGCCAGAGAAUCAGAUUCAGCCAGUCUUCACUUCCCCUCCUGAACCAGGAGAAGAUCCCUUCAACACCAAGACUCUGCCCCCCAACCCUGGCUACGUGGCCCGCAUGCAUGAGGGCGUCGUCUGCAUCUACAAAGACGCAGCAGCUGCAGAUAAGAACCAGCCACUGAACCUGCCCGCUCCUGACUACGCAACCUUCAUCGAUGACAUGAACUUCCUUAUUGCCCUCAUUGCACAGGGCCCGACAAAGACAUACACCCACCGUCGUCUGAAGUUCCUCAUGUCCAAGUUCAACGUGCAUGAGAUGCUGAAUGAGAUGGAGGAGAUGAAAGAGCUGAAGAAUAACCCCCACAGGGACUUCUACAACUGUAGGAAGGUUGACACUCACAUUCAUGCUGCUGCCUGCAUGAACCAGAAACACCUGCUGCGCUUCAUUAAGAGGUCGUACCGCGUGGACGCCAAUAGAGUGGUGUACAGCAUGAAAGGCAAAGAAAUGACCAUGAAAGAGCUCUUUGAGUCACUCAAGCUGCACCCUUAUGACCUGACCGUGGAUUCACUGGAUGUGCAUGCCGGCAGACAAACCUUCCAGCGCUUUGAUAAGUUCAAUGCCAAGUACAACCCUGUGGGUGCCAGUGAGCUCCGUGACCUUUAUCUGAAGACUGAGAAUCACAUUGGAGGAGAAUACUUUGCCACCAUCAUCAAGGAAGUGGCUGGUGACCUGGAGGAUGCCAAGUACCAGUAUGCUGAACCUCGUCUGUCCAUUUAUGGGUGCAAUUCCAAUGAAUGGACAAAGCUGUCCAGCUGGUUCAACAAACACAGGGUAUUUUCUGCCAACCUCAAGUGGAUGAUUCAAGUACCCAGAAUCUAUGACAUUUUCAGAGCAAGGAACUUUGUACCACACUUUGGAAAGAUGCUGGAGAAUAUAUUUCUCCCCGUUUUCCAGGCCACCAUUGACCCUCAAUCCAACCCUGAGCUGGCCGUCUUCCUGAAACAUGUCACAGGUUUUGACAGUGUUGAUGAUGAAUCUAAACACAGUGGUCACAUGUUCUCCACCAAGAGCCCUAAGCCAGAUGAGUGGGACAUUGUGAAGAACCCAUCUUACACUUACUACAUCUACUACAUGUAUGCCAACAUCGCGGUGCUCAACCAACUGCGCAGGGAGAGAGGCUUGAACACAUUCCUGUUCAGGCCUCACUGUGGGGAGGCCGGAGCUGUCACUCAUUUGCUAGCCUGCUUUAUGACUGCCGACAACAUCUCUCAUGGUCUCAACCUCAAGAAGAGCCCAGUCCUGCAGUAUCUGUACUUCCUGGCCCAGAUUCCAAUUGCCAUGUCUCCCCUCAGCAACAACAGCCUGUUCCUGGAGUACAACAAGAACCCACUUUUGGAGUUCCACAAGAAGGGUCUGGUAGUGUCUUUGUCCACUGAUGACCCCAUGCAGUUCCACUACACCAAGGAGCCACUGAUGGAGGAGUACGCCAUCGCAGCUCAAGUGUUCAAACUCAGCACCUGCGAUAUGUGUGAAAUCGCUAAGAACAGUGUCCUGCAGAGUGGCCUGUCGCAUGAGGAGAAGGUCCACUUCCUGGGGACAAAUUACCUGAAGGAGGGCCCGGAAGGAAAUGAUAUUCGCAAGACAAAUGUGGCUCAGAUCCGUAUGGCCUAUCGCUAUGAAACUCUUUGUUAUGAGUUCAGUCUCAUUAAGGAAGGUGUAAAGGGUGACUAAAAGGCUCUAUUUUGUCUGUUUCUCUCUCUCUCUCACACACACACACACACACACACACACACACACACACACACACACACACACACACGCCAGAGAGACAGUCGUCCUAAAAUAACCUUAAACGUUACACCCAUUAAUUUUUUCAUGUCUUAAAAAUAUAUAUUUAAUGCAAUAAUAAUACAUUUGCUGAAUUGGAAUUUGUUAUUAAAUGUCAUAAAAGAGGUGCAAUAGUUGCAUCUAGUGUUUACUGUUACAUUAUAUAAAGCAUAAGCAAAUAUAUAACAAAACAUAAUCAAAUAUACAGAACUGAGGCCCUUAAAGUGAUGAUUACCCACCCAAUUAUUGUCAUAUGGAAUGAAUUCCACGAGACUAAUGUUUCAGAUAAUGUUCUGAAUUACAUAUAUCAAAUAAGCCUUCAAUAGAUGAAUAAACUAUUGUGUGGUGAAGCUA